AUGGAGCAUCUGUUUGGGGUUUUGCUGGGUUUGAUUCUGGUCGUAGCUUCAUCAGUGCAGAACAACUGUACCUGUGUGACCAACAAGCGGACGGCCCAGGACAGAUCUGGGAACUGCACGCGCAUGCUGGUAGGCUCAAAUCAUACGGUAGACUGUUCAGCUCUGCUGAUGAAGGCAGAAAUGAUCCCCCUGAAGGAGGAGCACUUCUGGGGCCAUCCUCGUGGGCUGUUAGAUAAUGAUGGCAUUUACAAUCCAGACUGCGAGGACAGUGGUAUCUUCAAAGCCAGGCAGUGCAAUCAAAUUGAUACUUGCUAGUGUGUGAACACUGCUGGAGUAAGGAGAACCGAAAAGGGUGACAAAAGCCUGAGUUGUGGUGAACUAGUUAGAACAAGCUGGAUCUACAUUGAACUGAGGCACAAGAAAGGUGCCUUCGAUGCUUCCGAUGUAGCAAACGCCCUGAAACAUUUGAGAGGCGAUACAAACCACCCCAAGUACAUCUCAAUCUUUAAAUAUGAUUCCCCAAUUAUCCAAAUCUGCCCGAACCAGCAUGACUCUGAGAAAUCUAGGUGUGAUGUAGAUAUAGCUGAUGUAGCCCAUUACCUUGGAAGAGAUACGGGAGAUGACUCCCUAUUUCAUGCUAACAGUACAUGCACUGUCUCCAUCAAUGGAGAUGCUCUGGAUAUUGAAAAAAUAUGGAUUUACUAUGUUAAUGAAAAGCCACCAGAGUUUUGCAUGAGACAACUGGUUGCUGGCAUUAGUGCUGUGGUGAUGCUGGCUGCUGGCUUUGGCAUCACUCUGCUGGUUAUUCUGAGGUGGCUGUGGACAAGAAAAUAUGAGAAAGUUGAGAUUAAAGAAAUGGGUGAAAUAAGAGCACUAAGCUUACCACUGCCCUGA
Phaethon lepturus (White-tailed tropicbird) is the source of this 894-nucleotide messenger RNA. RefSeq names its product tumor-associated calcium signal transducer 2-like. Lineage: Eukaryota; Metazoa; Chordata; Aves; Phaethontiformes; Phaethontidae. The record is from RefSeq and is a predicted model, not a curated record. Gene Ontology annotation, cellular component: membrane.